Messenger RNA from Punica granatum (pomegranate), 1073 nucleotides. The record is from RefSeq and is a predicted model, not a curated record. Lineage: Eukaryota; Viridiplantae; Streptophyta; Magnoliopsida; Myrtales; Lythraceae.
GAAGGCGAUUUCCUUUACUCUCUCUCUCUCUCUCUCCAAUUCUCUGUCUUCAACUCUCUUGACUGUCGAGUGGAGAGGUAUUCAUAGAAACAAACCCUACUCUCUCUCUCUCUCUGCGCUGAAGACCGCCAUAGCCACCAUGAAGAUAAAGCACAAAGGCAAAAUCUACCCAUCUCCCUCUUCCUCCUCCUCGUCUUCGGCCUCUAUGUCAUCUCCCUGCAGCAGAGAUGUCCUCUCUGUCAUGAAGCUCCUCCCUGCAGCCAUCCUAGCCCUAGCCUCCGUCCUCUCCCUCGAGGACCGGGAUGUCCUGGCCUACAUGAUCAUGAGGUCCCUCAACAGCAGCAACAUGUCGUCGCUCAGCUCCGAGAACUCAAAGGGCAGCAAGAGGAGCUCCAAGAAACAGCCCAGCGGUGGAGGUGGAGCAGCUGGAGGUGUAGGUGGUGGGACGCACAAGCCGCCGGUUUUUGGGUGCGAUUGCUUCGACUGCUACACCAGCUACUGGCUUCGCUGGGACUCAUCCCCCAACCGCGAGCUGGAGUCUGAUGCUGUUUCCAUUUCCACUGCUGUGGAUGAACUCCGUGCUGUUGUUGUUUCAACGGAGAACGAGGCGGCCGUGCCAGUGACUUCUCCGGAGGAGGAGGUAGAGGUGGAACCGGCAGCCGCGCCCGAGGCAACCGAGGGCAUGGGCCGCGGUGGGUCGCCGGAGCUGGGGGUGGUCGCGGUAGCGGGGUCGACAGGAGGCAGCCACCACAAGGGCCUGGCGAGGAAGGUGCUGCCGGACGUGUUGGGGUUGUUGAAUUCCCGUUUAUGGAACCUUUGGGGUCCGAAUGUGUAGUAAAAAAAAAAAUCAAAUCAUUUUACCUUCUUUUUUCUUUUCUUUUUUUGGCUUCUUUUUAAUUUUUUUGGGGGGGUUGGUUCCUUCUCUCUUUCCUUCUUUAUUUAAGUUCGUUCUCGAGCCAAGCGAAAAAUGAUAUAUCGUUAUGAUAUUUUUUUUUUCUUUUUUUGAAUUUAUUGUCUCGUCUCGUCUCGUCUCUGGUCAGUAAUUAAUAUUCCGCUGCUGCCUUGGAAUUUAA